UUCUGUUUUUCUUUGCAGUCGGCUUUUAUCGCGUUUUAUUUAUAUUGUGUUUCGUACGUGCAGUUAAGUAAUUCUUUUAAAGUGCUACAAUGGCUCGUCAGUUAACUAAAUUAGGCUUCUUGGACGUGAAAAAGACUCUAUUCCUGCUAUGUGACUUGCAGGAAAUGUUCAGACCGGGUAUGAAGAUGUUCGAUCCGGUUGUUAAAAAUGCAAGCAAAUUGGUUCAGGCAGGCAAAAUGCUGGACAUCCCUCUGAUUGUAACCGAACACUAUCCGGAGAAGUUGGGACACAUUGUCAAGGAACUAGAUAUUUCGCAUGCCAAGGGCGUUUACCCGAAAACCCUGUUCAGUAUGAUGAUUCCGGAAGUCCAAGCGAAAAUGAACGAUCUCUUCGGUGCGGAGUUGGAAACAGUGGUCUUGUUUGGGCUGGAGUCACACAUCUGCCUCGAGCAAACUGCGAUGGAUUUGCUGAAAACUGGACUCACCGUGCACGUUGCAGCCGAUUGUUCACUGUCGCGAACCCAGGAAGACCGGAAACUGGCGCUUGAACGUCUGCAGCAGAUCGGGUGCUUUGUUACGACUAGCGAGAACGUUAUAUUCAAACUUAUGAGGGAUAAGAAACAUCCCGCGUUCGACAAAGUGCCACACCUGGUUCGCGAACCGUCGGUUGACAGUGGGCUUUCUAAGCUGUAAUAUUCAAUCCUUGGCUGUUCUUAGGCGUGGUUUGACCUAAUUUUUUUAGGGUAUUAAAAAACCUUACAUUUAAGAAAUGAAACAGUUAUGUAACCAUGCCUUGAAAAGUGAAGGACUGUAACUGUAGAAGAACUGUUGCAAUGUUUAUGGAAUUUUCAAGAGUCAUCGUAAUCUAGAAUAAUCAAUGUGUUUUGGGUUUUGUUGUAAUUGUUAUAGAAGUUUGACCUUGAUUUUGUAUUAGCCAUAAAGAACUAACGAUUUACAUGUCUGAAUUAAAUUCUGUUGAAUCGAUAUUAAAAAAACACACAAUCAAUAAUAUAGGUGGUAGAAAAUAAAUGAACUUUUGAAUUCAA
This is a messenger RNA of Wyeomyia smithii (pitcher-plant mosquito), 1045 nucleotides long. Its product is annotated as isochorismatase domain-containing protein 1. The transcript is spliced from 2 exons. Gene Ontology annotation, cellular component: cytoplasm. NCBI's taxonomy places the organism in Eukaryota, Metazoa, Arthropoda, Insecta, Diptera, Culicidae. The coding region runs from base 90 to 692 and encodes 200 amino acids. The record is from RefSeq and is a predicted model, not a curated record.